AUGAGGUGUUAUAUAAUACUUUCAAUAAUCUUAUUAUCUUCUUUAAUUAUUAAAGAGGGUUAUGGGCAACUUGUUCAGUCAGAUUAUGAAUGUCUUUUAAACGUGUAUACUAAACUUGGUUUUGAGGAUAUAGAAAGUUAUCCAAUUGGAGGUGAUGGAAACAGAGAGUUUUGUAAAGGUGACGAUUUUUUUAUAUAUUGCAAAGAUAACUAUGUCAACUACCUUUUCACUCCUCAAAAUACUAGUGAUGUGGUGGUUCCGAAUGAUUAUAACUGUUUUUCAAAAUUAGAACAUUUGAGAAUAUAUGGAGGUGUAUUAGAAAAAGAUUUUAUUUACAAAUUAAAACCCUUGAAAUCAUUAGAAAUUGAUUCAUGUUAUAAUAUGCAAAAUAUAUCAUAUCCAAUUGUGGGGAUCGAUGAAUUUUAUCUUAAUACAUCUUUUAUAGAUUUUAAAACUGAUAUAAAAUUUUCAAACCUUAAUAAUUAUUUUGUUGUAUUUAUUGACCCGGUCGCAGCAACAAUAGAUAUUAGUUUGGUGAAUGAUCUCACUUCACCAAAACAGUUCGAUUCACUUAGCACAGUAACAAGUAAUAUUCCAUCACUUACAAAUGUUAUUAUCAAUAAUUUAUGGUUAUCGUUAAGACAAGCCACAUUUAUCCAGGAAUCAUGGGAACAGUUAAAAACUUUUAGAGACCUACAAAAUUUUUAUAUAGAAAAUGAUUUUCCUAUAGAUUUUCCAAUCGAAUUAUUUAAUGUUUCAGGCUCUAGUUUGAAUUAUUUGUGUUUGGUUUCAAAUUUAAAAAAACCAUCAUCAUAUAUUAAUUUGCAGUUAUAUUCUAAUUUUAUUGAGGAAAUUGAAAUAGCAAAUGCUGGCAAUAACUUUAACAUAAAUGGUGAUGUCCCUUUUUCCUCUUUAGGAGGUUUGAGACAUUUAACUCUGGAUGGUGGUAAUUUCGAUAAAUUGACUUCUUUUUUUAUAUUUUCAGAUUUACAAACACUUUAUCUAAUAAACUCAAACUUGAACAGAUCUCCCCCAACAAUAAAAAGGAACAAUUUCGAAAAUUUAAAUUUAACUGGUAAUAAAUUAACAGGUCCUCUUGAUGAAAGUUAUUGCACAUUUAACAAUAAAAUUAGAUCUGUCUUUGAUUUAACAAAUAAUUUAUUAACAGCUCCAGCACCAGGAUGUUUUCUUUGUUACCCUAGUACUUUUGGUAAAUCUUUCGACGCCUAUAUGUAUCUAAAUGCACCAGCAUGUGAAAUAACAGGAAAUGUUUAUUUGGAUAAAGCUAGAAAUAAGAUAAUUUUACAAGGCAAAAAUUUAGGUUUUUCAGACCUGCUGGAUCUUAAAUUUUAUAAAUGGGACCUGGUGGUACCUUCAUUCCGUUUAGAAAUUUCAACUUUUCUUUACACUAAAAUCCCAAAUUCAUUUAACUUUACUUUCGAAAACUCUGCUAUUCCAAAAAAAGUUAUCUCAUUUCCAUAUCUAGCAGCUGUAUCACCACCACCAUGUUACCGUAAUUGCACCGAUAAAGAAUUUUGUAAUUUGAAAACAGCUAGAUGCUUCUGCAUAUCUGGUUGGACAGGUGAGGAUUGUGAAAUUCCUGAUCAUUAUGCUUCAGCUACAUCAAUAGUUGAUGAGUCUGGUGGAAAAGUAAUAAUAUAUGGAGUAUUUGGUACAGUUCAUAAAGAACUUUCAGUAUAUUUUGGAGCUUUAAAUUGCAAUGUCACCUCGAUCACAAACAAUACAAUUGAGUGUAAUAUUGGACCCGGAACAGGAACGAAAUCAAUCUAUAUAAACCAAAAUAACAUUAAUUGGGUUGGCAAAGAUCUAUUCACUUAUAUUAAAAAAGUAAAACAAUGUUUAAAUAACUGUGGAUCUCAUGGUAGAUGUAUCGAAUCAACAGGUCAAUGCAAAUGUGAAAGCGGCUGGACUGGUUUAGAUUGCCAAUCAAAAGAAACACCAGGAUCAAGCACAACAGUAGAUAAUAAUGGUACAACCAUUAUAAACAAUGAACAUACUAGCUAUCAAAUUAUGAUUAUAAAGCUUUUAGAAUUGGAUAUUAAAGGUACCGUUUUAGGGGAAUAUGAUUUAUUUGACAAAUGGGUACUUGAAAAAUCAAAUGGUUCAUUUAGCAGAUUUACACAAACAAUAGAGCAAUCACCAUAUAAUUGUACACUUGCUUAUACAAUAGAGGAAGUUAAAGAGGAGUCUGGAAAAGAAUAUGAUUUUGCAGACUACAAGUUCACUUUAGAAAAAGGCUCAAUUAAAAUUUCAGCAUCAAUCAGCAACUAUCAAUAUAUCUCGUCCUUAUCUACUCUUCAACUUCAUUUUGAAUCAUCAGUAACUAGUUUAUCCCAAAAAGAUGAUUGUAAUUAUAAUGGAGAGACCAAUUUAGAAAAUAAAAACAAUGAUGAACUAAAUUUUAUCACCAUAAAGAAAGAUGAAAAAUUAUUAUAUGGUCGUUUCCUUAAUAGAGCUCUUAGCGAUGGUAGAUCAACAAGUAUUACAUCCACCCAAAUUCCAUCAAACUCAACAGAUUCUAUCAUAAUUGGCCUAAAUCUUCCACACUGUACAGAGUGUGUUAUUGACCCAGAUUUUUCUGUACUUAUUACAUCAGAUUUUAAAACUUGUUCAAAAGAUUCAAAUACUUCAAAUUCAAAACCCAAAUAUUUAAUACCAGUUGUAGUUGUGUGUUCAAUAGUUGGUGUCGCUUUAAUUGUAUCUCUCUCAUAUCUUGUAUAUCGUAAAAAAUUUGUUGAAAAUCAAUUAUCAAAGAAAAUUAAAUCAAUAGAAAUGAGAUAG
Molecule: messenger RNA, 2802 nt
Organism: Dictyostelium purpureum
Lineage: Eukaryota; Evosea; Eumycetozoa; Dictyosteliales; Dictyosteliaceae
Exons: 11
Coding region: 1-2802 (933 amino acids)
Source: RefSeq, a predicted model, not a curated record